CUCUUGCGAUUUUGUUUGCAGGUCACUCCGGAUCAGAGGAAACCAUCCAUAACGCCAAACUGCGAGUAAAAAACUGACUCUCUCUGAUACAAUAAACACAACUCAAAUCGCAUACUCUAUUUCGGGCUAAAUUGCCAAAUCUCGAGAUCCAUGAUCCAUCCGAAACCCCGCCUCGCCGCCUCCUCUCGCUUUGCCGUUUCCGACCGCCAAUGCUGAGGCGAGCCGACGCUACCGCCCACCCGAAUCCUCGCCGCUGAGGGUGCUCUAGGAUUGGAGUGCUCUGGUUGGUUGCAUAGACGCUCGCCGCCGCCUCUCCCGUGCCCCGGCGGCCGGCACCGGCCCCGACCGCGAGGCUCCGUCGCCGGCGAUGGCGUCGCCGGCCGGCGGCGAGUCUCCAGCGAAGCCCGUCCUCCUGCAUGGCGACCUCGACCUCUGGAUCCUAGAGGCGCGCCUGCUCCCCAACAUGGACAUGUUCUCCGAGCAGGUCCGCCGCUGCCUCGCCGUAUGCCGCCCGCCCACCUCCUGCGGGACCAACCACCCGCCUGCCGCCGCGCGCGGCGGCGGCGGCCGCCAACACCACCACCGGAAGAUCAUCACCAGAGGCCCCUACGUCACGCUGUCCGUCUCCGGCGCCGUCGUGGCGCGCACCGCCGUCAUCCCCAACUCCCAGGACCCCGUCUGGGAGGAGCGUUUUGCCGUGCCGCUCGCGCACCGCGCCGCCGAGCUCGAGUUCCAGGUCAAGGAUAACGAUACCUUCGGCGCGCAGCUCAUCGGCACCGUCACCGUCCCCGCCGACUGCGUUGUGUCGGGCACCGAGGCCGAGGAUUGGUUCCCCGUCAAAGGCACCAACGGCAAGCCGUACAAACCCGACACCGCGCUGCGCCUCCGCUUCACAUUCCACCCCAUCGCCAACAACCCGGCCUACCGCCACGGCAUCCCUGGCGACCCUGGCCACAGGGGCAUCGGGGAGUCCUACUACCCGCUCCGCCACGGUGGCCAAGUGACGCUGUACCAGGACGCGCACAUCAGGGAAGGGGACCUGCCAGAGAUUGAGCUCGACGACGGCAAGACGUUCCAGCACAACUCGUGCUGGGAGGACAUCUGCCACGCCAUCCUGGAGGCGCACCACAUGAUAUAUAUCGUCGGCUGGUCGGUGUAUGAUAAGGUGCGACUCGUGCGCGAACCAUCGCCGUCGCGGCCAUUGCCCGAUGGUGGCGACCUUACGCUUGGAGACCUGCUCAAGUUCAAGUCACAGGAAGGUGUCAGAGUGUGCCUGCUGGUGUGGGAUGAUAAAACUUCGCAUGACAAGUUCUUCAUCAAGACGGGUGGAGUUAUGGCAACUCAUGAUGAAGAAACUCGGAAAUUUUUUAAACAUUCCUCAGUCAUCUGUGUUCUCUCUCCUCGAUAUGCUAGCAAUAAGCUGAGCAUUUUCAAACAGCAGGUUGUUGGGACUUUGUUUACACACCAUCAAAAGUGUGUGCUGGUUGAUACACAAGCCAGGGGAAACAAGCGAAAAGUUACAGCUUUCAUUGGGGGCCUAGAUCUUUGUGAUGGUCGCUAUGACACACCUAAACACAGGCUUUUCAAAGAUCUUGACACAGUAUUCCAAAAUGAUUACCAUAACCCUACAUUUUCGUCAGGUGCAAAGGGACCCAGGCAACCAUGGCAUGAUUUACAUUGCAGGAUUGAUGGCCCUGCUGCCUAUGAUGUCUUGACAAAUUUUGAGCAAAGGUGGCGAAAGGCAACAAAAUGGCGUGGCCGAUUUAGAAGAGUAUCUCAUUGGAAAGACGACGCUUUAAUUAAGCUGGAACGUAUCUCAUGGAUAAUAAGCCCUUCACCCAAUGUUCCAAAUGAUCAUCCUAGUCUGUGGGUUUCAAAAGAAGAAGAUCGUGAAAAUUGGCAUGUUCAGGUAUUCCGAUCAAUUGACUCUGGUUCCCUAAAAGGAUUUCCUAGUGAUUGCAAAGAAGCUUCAAAGCUUAAUCUUGUGUGCCGAAAGAAUCUGGUAAUUGAUAAGAGCAUCCACACUGCAUAUGUCCGAGCAAUCAGAUCUGCACAGCAUUUCAUUUAUAUUGAGAACCAGUACUUUCUUGGCUCUUCAUAUGCUUGGCCAUCCUAUGUGAAUUCAGGUGCUGAUAAUCUGAUACCAAUAGAACUGGCCCUCAAAAUUGCAAGUAAGAUUAGAGCACAAGAACGCUUUGCAGUGUAUGUAGUGAUACCAAUGUGGCCUGAAGGAGUCCCUACUGCAGCAUCUGUUCAAGAAAUUCUUUUCUUUCAGGCCCAGACAAUGGAGAUGAUGUAUACAAUAAUUGCAGAUGAGCUCAAGUCAAUGGACAAUAAGGACAUGCGCCCUGAAGAUUACUUGAGCUUCUUUUGUCUUGGAAACCGGGAAGAACCACCAUCUAAUGGCAGCCCAGAAUCAGAGAAAUCUACAGAUAAAAGUGCAGUGGGCUUAGCUACAAAAUAUCGACGGUUCAUGAUCUAUGUUCAUGCAAAAGGAAUGAUUGUGGAUGAUGAAUAUGUCAUUCUGGGUUCAGCAAACAUCAACCAGAGAUCCCUGGCUGGUUCUAGAGAUACUGAAAUUGCAAUGGGUGCAUACCAGCCUCAUUAUGCAUGGUCUACAAAGAAUGGACAUCCUGACGGCCAGGUAUACGGGUACAGAACGUCCCUGUGGGCAGAGCACCUUGGAACGAUCGAUGACCGCUUCAAGGAUCCUUCGAGUUUGGAGUGUGUAAGGUUUGUGAAUCAAAUCGCUGUAGAGAACUGGCGAAGGUAUACUGCAGAAGAAAUGAGUACAUUACAAGGGCACCUCCUCAAGUACCCAGUUAAGGUGGAGGCUGAUGGUAAGAUCAGCCCACUGCCAGACCAAGAAUGCUUUCCUGAUGUUGGCGGCAAGAUUCUGGGAGCUUCAACUUCACUUCCUGAUUCGCUGACCAUGUAGCGUCAUUACAUAAUUUUUUUUUCAGAGUUGAACUCUGUAAUUGUCUAGAUUUGGUGGGAUUGUCGCAGAACUUAUACUACUAGUGAAGUGCGCGUGCCCUGCGCGCGUGUAGUGUAGGCUCAUGGAGAUCCAACCACACAACUAAUAUAACUAUAUAAAUUUACAUAUAUAAUAAGUGUACCAACCUACAUACUGCAUAGUUUCUGUUACCAUUUAGUUAGUUUUGAAUAGAGUACAGAAGGACCUGUUUUAUUUUUUUUAAAACCACUAUUUACUGACAUACAUAUUUGCAUUUUUUUAUAAGUAUAAGUAGUAGAUUUAUUUUCAA
Zea mays is the source of this 3266-nucleotide messenger RNA. RefSeq names its product phospholipase D delta. Gene Ontology annotation, cellular component: plasma membrane. The coding region runs from base 368 to 2938 and encodes 856 amino acids. The transcript has 10 exons. Gene Ontology annotation, molecular function: calcium ion binding; D-type glycerophospholipase activity. The record is from RefSeq and is a predicted model, not a curated record. Gene Ontology annotation, biological process: phosphatidylcholine metabolic process; phospholipid catabolic process. Lineage: Eukaryota; Viridiplantae; Streptophyta; Magnoliopsida; Poales; Poaceae.